Molecule: messenger RNA, 693 nt
Organism: Solanum pennellii
Lineage: Eukaryota; Viridiplantae; Streptophyta; Magnoliopsida; Solanales; Solanaceae
Exons: 3
Coding region: 57-470 (137 amino acids)
Source: RefSeq, a predicted model, not a curated record
AAAUAAAUUUCAAGAAAUUAAAAAAAAUAAUUUUAAAAAAUCAAAUAAAACCAGACAUGGCAAGCAUGGGAUUUACUAGACUUUUUGUUGGUGGAGCAUUCAGGCCUUACAAGCAAAUUGCAAAUCGGCAACUGGCAACAGCAUUUAAAGAUGAGGCUCGUAGCACAGUUCAUAAAGGUGCAGAUGCAAUGAAACAGGGUGCUGAUGUUGCCAAAAGAGCCAGCCAAGAAGUGAAAAAUGAAACUGCCUCUGUUGCUGAUCAGGCGAUAAGCAAGACGAAAGUAGUAGGAGAAAAGGUUGCAGACACAGCACAAGACGUUGCUGGAAAAGCCAAAAACACAGCACAACAAACAUGGGAAUCAGUUAAAGAAACUACCCAAAAAAUGAAAGAUACUGUGAAGGGCAAAGCUGAAGAAUCAACAGAGGCUAUAAAAAAUAAUGUCAAUCAGGGAAUGAACACCAAAAACUGAAUUUCAAAUCCCACUAUUUCAAAAACAGAGAUAUUAUCUCUUUAAUUUGAAAGACUAAGACUUUUUUUUUUUUUUAGUUUUGCUGAAACCGCAGACACAAGUUCGCGAGUUUGAUGUAGUGUUACCCUAGUAUGAGAUUUGAACUUAAAAUCUCAAAGUAAAUUUUGAAUUUUUUAAAUCAUUAAAACAAUUUUUACUCAUGUAUUUAAAAAUUCAAAAUCUA